Molecule: messenger RNA, 1174 nt
Organism: Vicugna pacos (alpaca)
Lineage: Eukaryota; Metazoa; Chordata; Mammalia; Artiodactyla; Camelidae
Source: RefSeq, a predicted model, not a curated record
AGCUUGGAACACGAGCGGCCUCUUGUGGCAAAGAUAGAUAUAAUUUAAAUCUGUGUCCCUGAUACAGAGGGCGAUGGAAAAGGCUGCCUGCCUGAGGAAAUUCUGCUUCUUUUUCAGAUUGAAAUAGCGACAGUGAUGCCUUUGGAGAACAGAGAGCUCCUCACCCCGCCCCCACAGCCAGAGGAGGCUGAAGAGGAGGAGGAGGAGUCCACCCCUAGGCUGAUCGAUGGCUCUUCCCCUCAGGAGCCGGAAUUCACAGGGGUUCUGGGCCCACACACCAAUGAAGACUUUCCAACCUGCCUUCUGUGUACUUGUAUAAGUACCACCGUGUACUGUGAUGACCAUGAACUUGAUGCUAUUCCUCCGCUGCCCAAGAACACUGCUUAUUUCUAUUCCCGCUUUAACAGAAUUAAAAAGAUCAACAAAAAUGAUUUUGCAAGCCUAAAUGAUCUAAGAAGGAUUGAUUUGACAUCCAAUGUGAUAUCUGAGAUUGAUGAAGAUGCGUUCAGAAAGCUGCCUCAACUCCGGGAGCUUGUCCUCCGUGACAACAAAAUCAGGCAGCUCCCAGAACUGCCGACCACUUUGACAUUUAUUGAUAUUAGCAACAAUAGACUUGGAAGGAAAGGAAUAAAACAGGAAGCAUUUAAAGAUAUGUACGAUCUCCAUCAUCUCUACCUCACCGAUAACAACUUGGACCACAUCCCUCUGCCACUCCCAGAAAAUCUGCGGGCCCUUCAUCUCCAGAAUAACAACAUUCUGGAGAUGCACGAAGAUACCUUUUGCAAUGUUAAAAAUUUGACAUAUAUUCGUAAGGCACUUGAGGAUAUUCGACUGGAUGGGAACCCUAUCAAUCUCAGCAAAACUCCUCAAGCUUAUAUGUGCCUACCUCGUUUGCCUGUUGGGAGUCUGGUCUAAUUUCAGAUAGCAGUUAGAGUUAUGAUGCCUACUAUAGAAAAACAGUUCUCUCUUAAAAAGAAAACUCAGCAUGGUAUUUUCAAAUUGUAUACUGAAAGGUGACAUAAUUACAUAAAAUGCAGCUAUAAGUUUUAAUAUAUGAUAGCAAUUUACUAAUCUAAGAAACACCAAAAGAAUCAGGAAUAAACCAAAAGAUCUAUAAAAAGAGCAAAACUAAAGACAGAAAAUAUUUCACAGAUAUUCUUGUAAAUCACUUGUA